This is a messenger RNA of Prosopis cineraria, 1126 nucleotides long. RefSeq names its product fasciclin-like arabinogalactan protein 12. Bases 71 to 922 code for a protein of 283 amino acids. Lineage: Eukaryota; Viridiplantae; Streptophyta; Magnoliopsida; Fabales; Fabaceae. The transcript has a single exon. The record is from RefSeq and is a predicted model, not a curated record.
AUCAUCAAACACGCUCAUUCUCAAAAUAGCAUUAUCGCUUUAUCCUCAUCUAUACUAUAAGCUCAACAAUAUGGAGCAAAUCCUUUUCUUCUCUCUCCUCUUGCUUUCUUCGUCUUUUUCUUCGUUCACAUUAGCUCAGUUAACACCAGCUGCAGCGCCUAAACCUCCGGCAAAACCCGCACCAGCCGUUCCGGUGCCGGCUCCGGCAAAGCCCAUCGUUGCCAGUGGACCAGAUUCUUCAGACACUUCGAAUGACGACAUCAUUAAGAUCCUCAGGAAGGCCAAAAACUUCAACUUCCUUAUCCGUCUCCUGAAAACCACCCAGCUGAUCAACCAGAUUAAUUCGCAGCUCAUAGCCACGAGAUCCGUCAGCGGCUUAACCAUUCUCGCUCCCGAUGACGAUGCCUUCAACGAACUUAAAGCUGGAUUCCUCAACUCUCUGGACGAUAACCAGAAGAUCGAACUCUUGCAGUUCCACGUCCUUCCGGUUUACGUCUCGAGCUCCAACUUCGACUCGCUGACGAACCCGGUCAGGACACUCGCCGGACUGAACCCGAGCAGGUUGCAGCUGAACGUGACGGCUUAUGGAAACAUGGUGAAUAUUUCAACCGGGGUGGUGAAUACAACUGUUGCAGGCAUUGUUUACACCGAUAGGUCGCUGGCGAUAUAUCAUUUAAACAAAGUGUUGCUCCCGUUGGAUUUCUUCAAGCCAAAGGCUCUCGCACCGGCGCCAUCGCUGGCACUGGCUAAAGCUCCGAAAGCUGAUAGAGAGAAUCCGUCUAUGGAAGGGGACGAUGACGACAGUGAUACCGCGAAAAAGGACAAGUCUGGGGCUGCCGGUUUGCAUGGCACCUUUGUAGCAACAACGUUGGUGUCUGUCGGAGUAGCUUUGGUUGCAGCAACAUUAACGACGUCGUAUUGAAGCUGAAUUACGCCAUUUUGCAAGAUGUUAAUAAUUGUUUUCUUUCUUCUUUUUCCCCCAAUUUUUCCCUUUUAAUUUUAUGUUCGUUCUAAUUUUGUUGUUGUGGCAUGGGGAGAGACUGAAUGGAGGGAUAUGUAUGUGAAGCGUUGGCUUUAUAUUCGUGUUUUUCAAUGAGAAAGAUCGAUGUGAUUGUUUGUUGGGUGA